AUGAUGACCGGCAACGCAUCAAGUUCCCAAGCUUCUCAGGUUCAACCGGACGUGCGCAGGCGAUGGCUGAAGGUGGGCGAGCAGGAGCAGCAGCUGCGCGCGCUGCUGGCCAGCAAGAGCCCUCGGAACGCGACGGUGCAGCAGCUGCGGGCGGUGAUCCGCGACUCGUAUGAGGCGCUGCUCUUUCUCGACUUCCGCUUCGCCGUCGAUCACGACGUGCUCUACCUGCUAUGGCGCCUGCACUACAGUCGCAUCGAGGAGUUCCGCGCGCAGAUCCGCCGCAUCCGUUCCGCGCCGGCCGCGUCCAAGGCGGGUUCCACGCAAGAUCGCCAGCCCGCGUCCGUCUCGAUCCUCUCCCGCGGGUCCCCCGCCACACGUCGUGCGCAAGCGCGUCCGCAAGGCGCGUCCGACGGGACGGGCGAGCGCGCGGAAGCGUCGACGGCGGCGAGCGCGGUGGCGGUGUACCGCGGGUUUCUGUCGGAGGCGGCGGGUUUCUUCCACGAGCUCGUCGGCAAGCUCAAGGCGCGCCGCGCCCUGCUGUGCGACCGCGGCGUCGCAGACUCGCAGUCGCAGCAGGGCAGGGCGGGCGACGGCGACAAGUGGCGCGCGGCGUGCCAGCAGUGCCUCGUGUACCUGGGCGACCUCGCGCGCUACCGGGAACUCGUCGUCGAUGGUGACAUGGCGACCCGUGAUUGGUCGGUGGCUGCUGGCUACUACAUGCAAGCGGCGCUCAUGCUGCCGUCCACUGGCAACCCGCACAACCAGCUGGCGGUGCUGGCGACGUACGUGGGCAGCGAGGUGGCGGCGCUGUACCGCUACUACCGCUGCAUCGCCUGCAAGCAGCCCUUCGCCACCGGCCGCACCAACCUGCUCGUCCUCUUCGACCAGAACGCCAAUCGCUGCAAUCGCCUGGGUGUGUCGGGGCCUCAAGCAGCACAAGGGGCGGCGCAGGAGGCAACGGGGCAGGCACAAGGAGCGCAAGGAGCGCCCGCUGAGGCACUGGCGAUGACGUGGAAGAAUCUGUGUACGCGAUUCGUGCGCCUCAACGGCAUCCUCUUCACACACGCCAGCCUGGAGUCCUUUGGCGCCGUGUAUCUGGCGGCCAUGAACGACUUGGAGCGCCUGCUCGCCGCACCGCCACACGCCCUGCACCCCCUGCUGGCUGCAGGGUCCUCCGCGUGCCCCACAGUCCCCGCCGCGGGCGCGGAGGCCACAGUGGUGGUGCAGAUGGUGGCGUGCCUCGUGUCCACCGUGCACGCCAUGCUCGCCCCGCACCACGCCUUCCCCUUCGCCCCUCGCACCGCCAGCGAUGCGGAUGACAUGCCCAGCGCGGGCGCGCCCCCCAGCACGGGCGCGCCCCCCGGCGCAGAGCUGCAGCAGCAGGCGGACCGCCUGCGCCACGCCGUCACGCUCGCCUUUGAGUUUGCCGUGGUGGUGCUCAACCGCCUGCUGCACACGCACACGCACCUGCUGCCACCGCUGCUGGCGGAGCAGCAGGCGGGCGUGCAGGGCCAGGGGGACGGGCAGGGCGAGGGCAGCGGUGGUGCAGCUGGGCUGUGGGAGGAUGUGGAGCUGAGGGGCUUUGAGCCGCUGCCGCAUGCAUGCAGUGAUGGGGCUAACGAGGCGCAGAGGGACGCACAGCUGGACGUGGACGGCUGGCAGGGCGGCAAGGGGGGUGCGGAGGGGCAGGAGGCAGUGUGGGCGCGGGGCAGGAGGGCUGUGCGCGCUGCCCUGUCGCUGUCUGGGUGGGUACAAGGUGGUGCAGGUGGGGCAGCAUGGGCGCCGGGGGACGGCAGCAGCAGCAGCGUGUUGCAUUUCAGCAGGCGGCAUGGGAGGUUCUUCAUCGCGUCACUCGUGGCAGAUCAGCUGCCCUCUCCGCGUGCUGCCACUGCACCACAUCCCGCACACGUGGCACAUGGCAACAGCGUGGGUGGUGCAGACAAGGCGGCAGCAGGGUCACAAGCCACUGCCUCCGCUGCUCCCUCCGCCGCUCCUGCUCGCCCUGCACCCGCGUCCAACCACCACCUGCCCGCUGCGCCCCUGCCUUGGGGUGCUGCAAGCAUGGGAAGCGCGGGGCAGGGGCUUGUUGGGGGGAUGGCAGGGGUGCAGGCAGGGGGCGAGGGGCAGGGCGAGGAGGACGGGGAGGGGGAUGGGGAGGAGGUGCCGCUGUGGGCGGUGGAGGAGCUGAUAGGCAUGGACAGCUCAGCGGAGCAGAGCGAGCAGCACAUGCGCGAGCUCAGUGCUCACACGCUCGCUGCUCACUCCGAGCGCCACAACGGGGUGCUGGCUGGCGGUGCUGCUAAUGGUGGCGUGGAGGAGCAGGAGGAGGAGGAGGAAAUGAUUGUGUUUCAGCCCUGGGCCUCCGGUGCUGCUGCUGCUGCUGCUGCUGUUGCGCCGCACGCCGCUGCUCCCAGGGCAACUGAAUCGGUUGAAAAAAUGGCGCCAGGGGUGCAGGCAGCAGGGGGUGGGGGCAGGGCAGGUGCGCAGGGGGGUGCAUGGCAGGUGUCUCAAGGGCUGCUGGCAGCAGGCGGUGAGGGUUUGGGUGGCGACUUCCUUGCAGGGCUCAGUGGCGCUGCUGCACCGCAUGCACACCAACUGACCCUGCAGCCACGCGUGCCGCCACCAGCAGUGCGAGGCAGCGAGUACCAGAGUGGUUUUCCGCAAGUGAGUGGGGUGGGAGCAGCGUGGCCCACAUCCCUCACCCACACCCCUCCAAGCGCAGCUGCUGCUCCCAACUCUUUCUUCGCCGGCCCCUCUGCUGCACCCCUUGCUGCAGGGCAACAGCCUUUCCCUCACCUGCAUGCGCAGCAGCAGACGGGCUACGAGGGGCAGCAGUAUGGGGGCGGGGUGCAGCGGGGCAUGGGCGCAGUGGAUCAGGUCAUGGCCUCCUCCGCCUUCUCUGCGCCCUCAGCACCACCACCACCAGGCAGCACUGCACACACAGGCGCUGCUCCCCUGCCCAUGCCAGCCAUGCACGCUGCUGCUGCCUCUCCAUCCAUGUCGCAGGCAGCAGCAGCGCAGGCCUCUCUGCAGCCGCCGCAGGCAGCAGCGGCGCCCAACUCAUGGCACUGGAUGCAGCACGCGCACCACCCCUGGGGGCCCUGA
This is a messenger RNA of Closterium sp. Yama58-4, 3105 nucleotides long. Lineage: Eukaryota; Viridiplantae; Streptophyta; Zygnematophyceae; Desmidiales; Closteriaceae. The record is from the annotation of a GenBank genome assembly.